AUGACAUCAUUAGGAAUGCCAGUGCAGCAUAGAAAUAUUUUCAAUACUAAAUCUACUUUACCUACAUUUGAUCCUUCUUCACUGAGUGAUGAAAGAAAGAAAAUAUUUACAACCUUGCAUGAAGAUGAUGAAUAUAAAGUUUCUUUAAUUUUGACUGCUUUCUCAGAAUUAGAAGAAGAUGCUGAUGAAGAUGAAGUACGGACAUGGUGCCAGAGAAAUGAACAUAAGUUCAUUGAUGAAGAAGAUAUUGAACUAUCUUCAACAAAGACCUCGGACACGAAUGAGGAAGAUGACAUAAGUGAAAAUAACACUUUAGUAUUAGAGCUGCUUGAAGAAGAAUAUAGUCUAAAUAUUUCUAUUGAAGCAGUUAAAAAAGCUAAACAAGAUCCUCAAUUGGCACGAGAAAUUGCAUCUGAUCUACUUGUUGGAAGGUAUACUGAAACUAAUGUUUCAAGUUGUGAGAAUGAAUGGAGUGCUACUAAAUAUUCACAAGUUUCAUUAUCUGUAAAAAUGGAGGUGGAAAAAGGAGAAUAUCUGGAUUUUGUUGAACUGGGAGAGUUUCUUAGAGAAUUAGCAUACCAAGAGACUCUAUGUUUUGAAAAGAGGAAUGUACACAGCACAUUAGUGGAAGAAGGAAAAAUAAAUUUACUUGCCAUUGAUACUUCAUCUACAUGGAAAGCUCUUUUAUUUCUGUAUAUGGUUGAUCAGAAAAAGCCUCUACCCACGCAUGAAGAAGUUCUUAUAUGCACUAAGGAUACCACAGUUGAACAGGUUACUUUACUAUGGCAUCGUGCAGCCAAUGAUGAAGAAAAGAAAAAAUUGUUUUGCCUUGUUAAUGCUGAUCAAUUACCUUUUAGUGUCUCUGAAAAGGUCCUUGAUUAUCUAGAAGUAAUAGUGCAAGCAUCAAAAAAUUUCAGGAUAGUCAUAUUGAUUAAUGCAAAGGACCAAGCUAGAAAUCAUUUGGCAUCAAGACUGAGUCUUUAUUUAAGAAAGUUGCCAAAAUUGCCAUCUGAUGAGGAAAUAGUUGAGUACAUUUCAACUCACACUGACGUAUCUUUUGAUAUAACAGCAUCAACUGAUCAAGAAAGGAAUAAUGGCAUGGGAAAAACUCUUCGUGUUAAAAGAAUGGCUAAAAUGAUUCAUAAGAUCAACAGUUCUGGAAAACCAAGCUAUGUCAAUAUUCCUAUUCAUGGCCCUGAAGUUUCAGCUCGUCAUGUCCUAGAAUUGAUGGAAGAAUGCAAACAAGAUCCUACUGAUACUCAUCCACAACUCAUACAUUUCAAUGUGGCACAAGAUAUGAUAGAGCAAAUAGAUUGGCUACUGUUUAAAAUUAUUGUACUGGGAGGAUUGGAUGAUGAGUAUGGUAACAUUUGGAGAAAAGUAGAAAAACAAGUUUGUGUUGUAGAGUGCACUUUAAUGAAGCUAGAUUAUGAAAAAUUAUAUGAUAGAUCUAUGUCACAGUUGUAA
Messenger RNA from Amphimedon queenslandica, 1467 nucleotides. RefSeq names its product E3 ubiquitin-protein ligase rnf213-beta-like. The record is from RefSeq and is a predicted model, not a curated record. The transcript has 8 exons. NCBI's taxonomy places the organism in Eukaryota, Metazoa, Porifera, Demospongiae, Haplosclerida, Niphatidae. Bases 1 to 1467 code for a protein of 488 amino acids. Gene Ontology annotation, molecular function: ubiquitin-protein transferase activity; ATP hydrolysis activity.